GUUUAUUGUUUCAACUGUUGGAAUCGCUUGAUGUUAAAACAAAGGCGUUGGCAUACUGCUUCGCUGGUGGUCUCCUGCUUGGUUCCUUCUACUGGUCUGCGGUGACUUACGGUGCGGUGACGGUUAUGCAAGUCCUCGGUCAUCAACAGGGCCUACAGAUGAUGCGACGCACAGACCCACUGCUCCUGCUACUCGGCUUACCGACGAUCCCAGCAUGUUUGCUCCUGCUUCGAACUGUCCCAUGGGAAAACUUCCUGGUCGUUCUGUGGCGUCACUAUCUCAGCCGUCUGAUCCCAUUCCGAUGGUUAACCGAUACGUCGAAUUGGCCUGCACGCGAAGCCAUUGUGGAUAGUUCCUCUGAGGGUCACGAAUUUCCACGAUUUCUAUGCGCUUCGCUCACUUUACCCACAGUGGCUGCAAUGACUGGGCAGUUGUUGUUCCCCAAGGUUCGGACGAACACUCGACGCAUUUUGCUGGGUGCACUGGCUUACCUGGGUCUCAAGGGAUUGCUCUCGGUGUCGUACACGGAGAUGAAGUAUAUGCGCGCAUGUCACCGAAUGGUGAAGAACUAUGAGGGUGACUAAUGUGUCCUCUCUCUCAGCCUGCUUUCUUCACUUACUACAACCAUGAUGGUCGACGAGGUGGACGAUUUCCCACGGUGUCCCUAAUGCACUAUCGUUUGUCAAUGCUGAGUAUCGAAACGGCAGUGUUUAUGUGACAUGGGUACCGCCGACUGUUUAUUUUUGCCGACUCCAUUCUCUGUAUACAAUGAUUUCAGGUUAUAAUCGCCAUUUUUGUCUACCGGGAACGCCACUCCUAAAUUGUCUCUAGUUACCGGCUGUAGUAGAGAGAAGUAUUCCGAAACAUAUUAAACUUGUGUACAAUCUGCACAACCUGAGCGCAAAGAAAAUAAACGGA
Molecule: messenger RNA, 918 nt
Organism: Dicrocoelium dendriticum
Lineage: Eukaryota; Metazoa; Platyhelminthes; Trematoda; Plagiorchiida; Dicrocoeliidae
Source: the annotation of a GenBank genome assembly